Messenger RNA from Thyridium curvatum, 1530 nucleotides. RefSeq lists its product as uncharacterized. The coding region runs from base 1 to 1530 and encodes 509 amino acids. Gene Ontology annotation, biological process: polysaccharide catabolic process. Gene Ontology annotation, molecular function: chondroitin hydrolase activity. The transcript has 2 exons. Lineage: Eukaryota; Fungi; Ascomycota; Sordariomycetes; Thyridiales; Thyridiaceae. The record is from RefSeq and is a predicted model, not a curated record.
AUGGACACUUCUAGUGAUGAAGGUCUUGCACCUAAUAGUAGGGACUCUGAUAACGGGCACCCUUUGUCAUCCGCAGACAGUGAGAUCAGCUUGAGUGGAUCCACAGGCAUUGGGGUGAAGAUCAGAGAGCCUCUAAAUGAUUACUUGGGCGAACUGUUCACCGAAAAUGUGACUGCCAAGAUCCUUCGGACCGCUCUGGAAGGGCUGACAGACAACGAGGCACCGAAGAACCCGCCGAUGGCUUACCCCGAGUUUGUACCUCAAGCUGGGCCUAAGGCUGGCAAAUAUGUCUUACGGGAGUCAUCCUUCUGGACCUGUGGAUUCUUCCCUGGCUGCAUAUAUUCCGUUCUCGAACGACUCACAAAAUAUCCUCAAGCUUCAGGCCUUGGUGAGAACGUUAGCACCGCACGUCACAUCCUCGAGGAACUCGGUUUGACCUGGUCUCAACCUAUACACUCAAUGGCAGCCCGUACCGACACGCAUGACAUGGCAUUUAUGGUGCAACCAUCUCUCCGGGCUCGGUGGGAGCUUUUUCAUGACAGAGAAGCACUGGAAUCUGUCAAAACGGCUGCGAAGAGUCUUCAUAGCCGUUAUAACACCCGAGUCGGCGCCAUCCGAUCUUGGGACGCGCUGACGCAACGAGGCAUCGAUAUCACAUCCAAGACCGAGGACUUCUUGGUGAUCAUAGAUUCUAUGUGUAAUCUAGAUCUUCUCUACUACGCGGCGGCACACACCGGUCAGGCUGCUCUUGCCGAUGCCGCGACCACACAUGCCUCAACCUUAAUAGGCACUCACCUACGACCGGAAAGAAAGGCAUUCCGUGAUGGCUAUGAUGGUAUGCUAUACAGUACUUUCCACGUUGUGAACUUCUCACCAGUGACUGGGGAAGUGAAAGAAAAGCGCACAGGACAGGGCUACAAUGCCGACUCGACCUGGGCCCGUGGACAAGCUUGGGGCAUUCUCGGCUAUGCACAGACAUUCCGGUGGACUGGGAAAAAGCAGUUCAUGGAAGCUGCCUGUGGACUAGCUGAAUAUUUCAUCUUGCGCAUGGAGACUUCCCCCUCUUGUGUGGAUGUUGAGUAUGGACAUGCGGACGGGACCACCCACAAGAAGGGCCGUUACGUACCACUCUGGGACUUUGAUGCGCCUGUGGAGGAGAACCACGCUCUUCGAGAUUCAUCCGCAGGGGUCAUUGCUGCCAAUGGAAUGUUGCUCUUGUCACAGACCCUGCGGGCGAGAGGAUCUCAUCGACUUAGUGGCAGAUACCUGGAUGCUGCCCUGGCCAUCAUCAGAGACACCAUCGACCUAUCAUUGUCACAAGAGAAGGCACGGGUCUCCUUUCGACAAGAAGAAGCUCGGUGUGAGAUAGAGGAUGUGCAGUCAGGCCUCACCUUUGACAGUCUCUUGAAGGAUGCGACUGCCAACGCCAAUGCCAACGACCAUGAUCGGUACUGGAAUCAUGGUCUUAUAUAUGCUGAUUACUAUCUCAUUGAAUUUGGAAACCAGCUGCUACGGAUGGGACUCUGCUAG